AUGUGCCACAACUGCAGGGUGGGUGUACUCCGCCCCCCGUGGCCCGCAGGCGACGCCUUUGCCCUCUCUGUGGACCUGCGUGGCGCAUGCGCGGUCAGGCCCCGGGACUUCCCCUCUGACGCCGGCGGGAGCCAGGAUUCCUUGGGCUCCAGUGCGGCUCUGUCCAGGACAUCGCCGUCCGCGGCCGCCGUGAAAGCUCGGUUUUCUAAGGAGCCGCGGGACAGAAAGGCAGGAGGGAAGCACUACCACCCAACCUGUGUCGGGUGUGUGCGCUGUCACCAGAUGUUCACCGAAGGGGAGGAGAUGUACCUCACAGGUUCUAAGGUUUGGCACCCCAUCUGCAAACAUGCAGCCCGGGUAGAGAAGAAGUUGAAGCACAGGUGGAUGUCAGAAACUUCCAUCUCACCGCCUGGGUCCAGCAUUGGGUCACCCAACCGAGUCAUCUGUGCUAAAGUGGAUAAUGAGAUCCUUAAUUACAAAGACCUGGCCUCUCUCCCCAAAGUAAAGUCCAUCUAUGAGGUACAACACCCCUACCUCAUUUCCUACGAGCCCCAUUCCAGAUACACUUCCGACAAGAUGCUGGAGAGGUGUGGCUAUGGAGAGUCGCUCGGAACAUUAUCUCCCUACUCCCAGGACAUCUAUGAGAACCUGGACCUCCAGCAGAGACGGGCCUCCAGCCCUGGAUACAUCGACUCCCUGACCUACAGCCUUCAGGGCAUGUCUCCCACACUCUCCUGCUCGCCCCACCACUACUACCACUCUGCUGGAGAAAGUAAUAUCUACCAGACGCCCCCAAUCUACAAAUGGCAUGGCGAUCUGUCAACAGCAACCAAGAGCAAAACAAGUGAAGACAGCCAGGCCUCCAAGUACAGUCCAGCCUACUCACCAGACCCCUACUAUGCUGCAGAGUCUGAGUACUGGACCUACCAUGGGUCCCCCAAAGUGCCCCGAGCCAGGAGGUUCUCAUCUGGAGGAGAGGAAGAUGAUUUUGACCGUAGCAUGCACAAGCUCCAGAGUGGGAUCGGCCGGCUGAUUCUGAAGGAGGAGAUGAAAGUCCGGUCUAGCUCAUACGCAGAUCCCUGGACCCCACCCCGGAGCUCCACCAGCAGCCGGGAGGCCCUACACACUGGCUAUGAGAUGUCCCUCAAUGGCUCCCCUUGGUCCCACUACCUGGCUGACAGCGAUCCACUCAUCUCCAAAUCUGUCUCCCUGCCUGCCUACAGAAGAAAUGGGCUGCACAGGCGCCACCUGUCCCAGGAGGAGUUCUACCAAGUCUUCGGCAUGACCAUCUCCGAGUUUGACCGACUGGCCCUCUGGAAGAGGAAUGAACUGAAGAAGCAAGCCUGGCUGUUCUAGGCAGAGGCUUUAUAAAUAUAUAUCCAUUUAUAUAAAGAUAUAUGUAAAUCUCUAUAUGAAGCUUGGUAUAAUCCUCUCUGUGUAAUGGGACACACUGCCCACCAUGAGACUUGCUGUUCUGCACUGUCAGGCCAGCCCACAUCAUAAAGAUGUUUUUAUGCUCCUUUCUUUCUCUCUUCUAAGUGCUGUGGGGUUUGGGAAGGGAUUUGAGGGGACUCCUAUCCUUUUGCUGGGGAUCCUUUUUAUACUGAAACAUCUGUCCUAACUUGAGUCCCCCAGGGUCCAACUCUCUUUGCUAAAGGAGGUGCCUGAAGAUGUUUCUCUCCUCUCUGCUUCCUGGAAUUUCCCCUCAGUCUCUGGGGCAGAUGCUGACCAUGCAGUUUCACAUCUUACUGGACCCAGAGGGGCCCCCAUGGGAGGAUCACAAUGAGCACUGAACACCUUUGAGAGCCCAUGAAGAAUUUUCUCAUCAUCCCCAGUUAGGAGUUCAGUGCUUCUGAUUGGUGACACCAUCAGCAGUGUGGACCUUGGGUCUGUUCCUGAUAGCAGCAAACAGAAGUGGACAGAGACUUGGCCUCUCAGCUCUCAGGCCUUGUCCUUCUGCCCUUGAUCCUAACCUCUCCUUUAACCAAGCCUCAUGGUGGGAAAAGAAAAGGCACUUCCCUUCCUCCACCACACCUCCAGAUGGCCUCUUUGCCUGGCCCCACCUGGAGGACCAGGGAAGGAGUGGGAGCUGGGAGCAGGAGACAGAGCAGCGCACCUGUCAGAGUCAGAGCUGCAGGAUGUCUUGGGACCCUCCCUUUCCCUCACUGCUCCCAGCACCUCCUGACCCUUCCCCCUUCGAAGGAGAGGCCCAUUAUUUCAGCCUGUACUCUUCAGCCUUACUACAAUCUAUGUGCCUGACUACUUAACACGCCACAGGGCUAACACUCCUACCACAGUUCCAACUGAACUAAAUAGACAAACUCUAACACCCCUCUAAACAUAGGCCACAUCCCAAAGAAAGGUUCUUGGUCUAUGCCUGCUGGUCCCUGGGCUGGCUGGGAUAAACAACCAGAUCCCCCACCAAUCCUCAAUUCCCACUGCAAAGUUGGCCACAUUUCAUGGGGGAAACUUUUGGGAGAAUGCUUAUGAAAUUCCAAAAUACAGCAUUGACCAGCACACUCAUGAUCAUCCUAGAUUUCCCUAAAGGCUACCUUUCCUGCCUCCUUGCCUUCUGGAACAGGGGUAAAAGCUUAACCUCUCCACCCAUCCCUCAUCCCUCAACUAUGAGUUGGUGAUGUUUGGUGGGGUCUGUUCCUUCUUGGAGGUGCCUUACAUCAGCCCAUUUUGAAGUCAUAGAGGAAGGAUGAAGUGGAGAUGAUCAUAAUGACUCUCAAAAGGCUGGUGAUGUGCAAAGCAGAUGUAGAACUGACUUCAAUUCAACAAACCUUCACUAAAUACCUGCUGUUGCUGAGCACCUUCUGUAUAGUAAGCACUGAAUGGGGGAGGCUGAUGGGAAUACUGGGUGAUCAACAUGGGGCCUGGUCUGGGGGGCAGGCCUACUAACAAUGGGUACAGUAAGGCAUGUAUUCAAACAUGGUGGAGGUAAAGCAGAAAAUGAUAGGAGACAGCAUGAGAAAGUAUGACUAUUGAAAGGCAUAAAUGCAGUUGGUACAGACUAAGGAAAGUUCUGAAAGAGACUGCACUUCAGCAAAGUUCAGGAAGGAUCUUUGUAAACUGGGAGGAGACCGUAACUUGAAAGGGUGAGAGGAUGAGAGGCUAGAAGGGAGGUCUAAUAUAUUCUUAUUUAAAAUGCCAACCGCUCUGCAACUUCUCUCUUUGGCCAAUGUCUUUCAACUGUCCUGACCCUUUUGAAAUGUCCCUGGCCAGAUAUUGAAACUGCCCCAUUAUCACUGGUUGAGAACUUGGCAAGAUUGAAGGGUUUUGUUAUUGUUGUUGGAUAUUUUUGUUUCCCAUAAAAGCACAUAAUUUCAACCCA
This is a messenger RNA of Manis pentadactyla (Chinese pangolin), 3337 nucleotides long. RefSeq names its product actin-binding LIM protein 3-like. Gene Ontology annotation, cellular component: stress fiber; actin cytoskeleton. The transcript is spliced from 15 exons. Gene Ontology annotation, molecular function: actin filament binding. Bases 1 to 1356 code for a protein of 451 amino acids. The record is from RefSeq and is a predicted model, not a curated record. Lineage: Eukaryota; Metazoa; Chordata; Mammalia; Pholidota; Manidae. Gene Ontology annotation, biological process: cytoskeleton organization; lamellipodium assembly; cilium assembly.